AUCCUCUUCUUGACGACAAAUCAAACAGUGAAAGGUGUCCUUCGACAAAUUCUCCCGAAAUCAUGUCUCCGUUUCAUUUCCGGUUCUUCAUUAUCAACAAUUGUUGCGUUGAUUGCUUUACUUUGUCGCCGAUUUCAACGACUCUUGCUGCGAAUACAUAUGAAGGUUGCUAUCGCUAAUGCUUUUUACGGUGUUUAUGACCGUCAUACAAAUCUUCACUACUACGGCUUCCAUUUUUUCAAGAAUAUCUACGAAACCAUGAAGAUUUAUACACUUAUUUUGAGGAAGUUAGCUUCAAUCUUUCUUCCUUCAAGAAUGGCCACCGAAAGUUCUCCAAUUGUCGAGAAUCCAUUCAAUUUACCGCUUGGCGAAUUGGGUCCAUCAAUGGAGAACGUGAUGCGCACUCUUUUCUCAGUGAUUCCCGGACUUUCGAUGGGAAAUGCAGAGAUGAUGGAAACGGAUUUGCCCUGUUCAUCCGAGGACGCUUCAUCGCAGUCAACUGAUCCUUUGCUACAGUCUCCUCAGCUCGGCGAUGAGAACACGAUGCCAAACGGGCUACUCAACUCACUGAACAACGAAAAAAAUGAUUGCAACUCAAAAAACGAGGCCUGGUUUCAGUGUUUCACGACGCAGAGUCAAAAGGAGCUUGACGCAUUGAUCUACUCACUUUUUGCCGCGCCACGCGUUGAGAAAAAAGGCGAUGGUUUUGAGCAUUUCGAAUGCCUAAAUCGAGCCAAAUUCAAGUGUCGUUUCCGACUCCGGGUCAAGCGGAUCAAUGAAUGGUACAUUGUCGAGGAGCGAAGCGGACACUCGCACUCAUCCGAUCUUGCCGCCAUCCCGACACAGGGACUGGCUAAAUCAAUUCGUGAAAUCGUUGAUCAAUCAUUUCACGAGGAUUGGCCUACUCAGAUGCGACAGGAGAGGAUUGAGCAAGAGAUGCGCCGUUUGGGUCUGCCGGCGAAUCCGCGUCUUUCCCGACAAAUCGAUAAUCGUGUUUCCUACUUGAGACGAGUCAAGAAUCUCUCCGAAGUAAAACGUGUACAGGAAGAAAUGGACCCGCUGAAUACACUACAAGCGAUCAACGGAAACUCUCUCCAAAACACGCCCACGAAAGCGCUAUUUGGCGACUCGAGUGAGGGAUCGCCGUUUAAGCCAGUGAUCCCCGGCUCGCACAGUCAACAACAACAGCAAGUGAACUUCGACUUUAACGCCAUUCUCAACCAUCUCCAGCAACAGAGUGCUUUACAACAAUCCCCGCUGAAAGCCACCGAUUUUGUGAACCAGGAAUCACUGAUCUCAACUCUCACUCCGGCAAUCGAUCCCAUUCAACCGACUCCAAUCGCCGAUUCACCAGCUGACACCACAACUCCAGACGAA
Mesorhabditis belari is the source of this 1377-nucleotide messenger RNA. NCBI's taxonomy places the organism in Eukaryota, Metazoa, Nematoda, Chromadorea, Rhabditida, Rhabditidae. The record is from the annotation of a GenBank genome assembly.